AUGGAUUCAUUUAAUGAUCUACUCAAAAGAUUUGACAAUGGUGAGAUAUUUACCUACCUCGUUGAUAUGAGCAGAAAGCUCUCCAAGGAAGAAGAAGGCUUGGAUGAAUCUGACUAUCAAAUAUAUCGCGAUCAAUUGAAUCAACUUAUUGAUGAACAAAGAAAGAGACAACCACAACCAGUAAUAAAAAAGAAGAAAGGAAAUGAAGCUGCCACCCCAGAGCCCAAAGUCCAAUCUUCAAUGAAUAUAUUUAGAUUAGUCUCGCGAAACUUGGUCCUGGUACUACGUGUUCAAACUUCGAAAGUAUAUGAUAUGGCGAACCUGUUGUUGAAUGACGUAUAUUUAGACGAGCAUGGCAACUUGCGCCAACUGUCCAAAGUCGCUAUAAUUAUCCUCAUUGAUUUAUUUGAUCAUUUUGCAAGUCAAUUGGGAUCGUUGAUAAGCUUUUCUGUGGCUCAGAUUUACAAGAUUUUGAAAAAAGAUGCAAAUGUCGACGCUGACUUGGUUUAUUUGUUGUAUUCAGCUUCCAAAAAUGCAACAAAACAGGACAUUGAUGACAAAUUGUGUGCCAAGUUGAUCAAGAUUACAACAAAGUCAAUUUUGCAAGAAAGCAUCUCAUUCGACAUGGAUGAUGAAAAAUGCGCCUCAACUGUGCUUUUGAAAAAAAAUUACACCCAAUGUCUCAAAAGCCUUUUAAUCUUGAGUAUAUCAAGCCACUAUGAGUCUUUGUUGGAGGCUUCGGCUAGCUCAAGCUCAGCUGGGGCCAAGAUGAAACCGGAAACUAUCAUGACCCAACAGCACCAUUACCAGCAAAAUUUAUUAACUACUCACGAAAAUGUGUUUGGAUAUUGUUUGUCAUGUCCGUUAAAAGAAGUACGUGUGGCUGGGAUAGACUUGUUGGCAAAUCUUUUCAUCAAUUUUAUCCCCACUGGUAAUUUCAAUGCCAUUGAAUACUUGAUCACAUUUUACCCCUUGCCAGACCAGAAUAAUUGGGACGCAAGCUUAUCAGUGAAGAUUGACAACAACGGGGAACCAUUGAUAGAAACCAAGAGGGAUAAAAACUCAAUAGUCAACCAUGAUAGUCAAGCUGUUAUCAAUAAUAAGUUGGAAAAAAAUCUUUUACAAUCAAGUAUUGCUGCCAGUAUCAUAUUCUAUAUCCAGAUGGAACAGUUUCAAAACCCGGAAUAUUUGUCCACAAACUUGAUAAACAUCUUGCAGUUGGUGCUUUUGAAAUUUGACGACUUGAGACUUGAUAAUGAUAAAAUAAUUCAUAUUCAGGAUACACAUUGGAACAAAACUUUGACAAACUGGACCGUUGUCCUUGACUAUAUUGUCAAGGAAACUGGCUCUGCUGCUGGUGAUGUUCUUGCAAGCUAUUUGUACUCAAAAUUAAAUCACAACAGUAGAUCUGCCAAUGCCGGUAAUGGAGACAAUGCUGAGCAGAUUUCGUUAAAUAGGGACAGAAAGAGGGAAUCAAGAAUAUUUGGAUUCAAAACCACCAAAACUUCAAAAAGGAAAACAACCGGUUCGGAUAUCAAUAUUUAUACGAAUCCAUAUCAAGCUUGUCUUGUGUUGUCUGUCAUUGAAAAUAUCAUCCCAUCCGGAAUCAAAAUCGACAGCUCUGAUGAAAGGGACAAAGAUGAAGAGAAGACAAGUCUUGAUGAGUUGGAUGACGAUUUGGAGAUGGCAAAUAGCAAUGACUCUCGAGGAUUAUCGUUUUUGGAAACUACUUUGUUUACUUUGAUUGCCAAUGAUAAUGAAUACACGCGUAAUUAUGCCAUAAAAGCAUUGUUGGUUUACGCACGGUACAAUCCGGCCAUAAUUAACCAGUUGAUACUAUUCGCAUUCAAGUUUGUUGACCAAGAGCAUAAACAUUCCGAAAAGGCAUCAACAAAGGGGCAACACAAUACAUGCGGUAUAUCUUCGGUGAGACUUCUUAGCUACGCGUUGGCAUUGCUGUCGUUAAUCAAGCAAACAGAUCCAGCUUUACUCCAGAAUACAAUAAUUGUCAAAGUAUUGAGUUUUUGCACCCAGAAUUUGAAACAUAGUGGCAACUCAAACAUCAAAAACUCUAGUUGUUGGAUCAUAUUGUCUUCGUUGGUUUCGUUGUACAACUUUUCCGAGUAUGUCAAAUUGAAUUCAUCGCAGUUUUUAAUCUUUUGGAAAAGUUUACUCACGUCACAGUUUCUUGGUGUCAAUUCUUCUUCGUCGUCAUCGGGAAACGAACAAACCAAUGAAGUCAUUUCCAAUUUGAAAGUGAGAGCGUUUGCUUUGGUGUGUUUGCACAACUACUUGAAGUCAGUUGACUUGACCCCGGAAUCAUUCAAGCAAGUGCUGUUCUUGUUGACCAAAUCUUACAAUUACUUGUCACAUUUGGAAAGCAACAUUGAAAAUGUGAGUUCUGUUACAACUUUGAACUCAUCCUAUUUCAAUGAUUAUGACUAUAACCCCAACUUACUCAAUAACAUUUUAUACUCCAAUCAUUCGUUCAAUGGGAAGUUGAAUCCGGAACGAAUGAUUGUUAGUUUGGUGUUUUACAGCAAGAAAGUGAUUUUACAAAGCUAUAAAGAGAUUGCAAAUUCCCUCAAAAGUGAAAUCAACUCUAAUCUUGUUAUUUUUCUUAUUAGAAUUUUCAGUGAUCACAAGAUAUUUUCGAGAAACAUUUCAUCCGAGAGCGACAAGUCAACAAAGAGCAAAUUAAAAUACCCAUCAUCACAUUCAAGCUUGAUUGAUGAAUCUUCGAUUUAUUUGGGCGAGGAUUACAACUACAAUUUUGGGUUAACGAGCAAAUGGCCGUAUGAGACCACAGAGGGAUCUACUGGAUACACGGACCUGGAGGAUGCGCUGAAUAAUACGGUUCUUCAAAGUGAAAGUGUUUUCGCGUUACACAAGACUGAACAAGCGACAUAUUGGUUCCAUUGUUUUGAAAAAGUUGCAUUUUCUACAUCAACUCUGUCUAUAUCAUUCGAUCCCAACGAUUUCUUGAUUAAUGAUUCUCCGUUAAAUGGCAAAUCCUCAUCGUUGCUCAUGACCUCGUUAGUUGAUCUUGCAAUAGAUUUGUUUGAAGCACUGUUUGCUCAUUUGACGAGCAAGAUUCAGUUUUCGUUAUUGGAACAAAUUCGGAACUCGCUCACGGCACAUCAAGUUGAUGAGUUGAGAUUGAAAGCUGUAAUGUUGAAUGUUUCAAUUGCGAUGAAUGGCGUGGUGAAAAACAUGUCUGAUAAGAACUUGACGUUAGAGAUUGGGGUUGCGUCAACUUUGAUUGACGUUAUCAAGAAAAUCAACCUCCAAAAUGUGGAGCUUCUUACUAUGAAUGCCGAAACAAUAGGAUUAAUCGCGCUACUUAUCAAUAGAGAUGAGGUUCAUGGGGUCAUAACCAACCUUAUAAAUGACGUUGUUACUGAUGAAAAUCCUUUCCAAAGGGGAUUCUCCAUCUUAUCGAUGGGUAACAUACAUUUGAGGAGAAAAAUUGGACUCAAGGAAACUUACAACAUCGUAACUCAAUUGAUAAAUGAUCAAAACCCUGUCAUUUACUACUUCACGUUGAAAAGUCUUGUACAGAUUUUCGAAUCCAACUCGGAUAUGUCAUCAUUAGCACCACAUGUGUUGGAAAGGUUAUGCAGCAACUAUUUGAAUGAUAGUUUUGGAUAUGACGUUAAGAGUAACAUAUCCAUAAAUCUCAAAACAAGGUUCGGCUCGAUUGGGUUAAUGUCAAAAUUAUUGCAGUUGAUUAUCACUUCCUUGGGCCCGGCACUCCGUGAAUGGCAUACUCAUAACAAGGCAAUGUUGCGGAAUUUAAUUGUUGCUUUGAGUUAUGGUAUUGGUCUAGCUACUUUGGAUGAUUACAUUAAGGUAUAUCAACAGUUGAUGGAGCUAUUCAAAGAGUUGAUCAUAUUUGAUCCAAAUCUCAUUGAAGGGGAAAUUGGCGUGUUUACAAAGUUACUAAACUUGAUCAUUUCAAAAAACUUGAAAAUCGCCGUAACAUGUGUGUCUCCAACGUCAUUAAACACUGAUUCGAUAUUUCCAUUCACCACGAGUUUUGACUUGUAUUCUUCAGCAUACAGUUGUUACUACGAACUUGUUAAGAUCUUUGGUGUUGGGAUAAUCUCACCAGAGACCGAGUACUUGUUUUGGGUAUCAAUGAAUAUUAUACCGUGCCCAGAAUUGGAACGACUUGUUUUGCUUUGGAUAGAGUGCAGUUUGGACAAAAACUGGUUCAACACAUUGAAUACAUUGCUCAAAUCAAGUAUGAAGAAAUUGGUGGAUCCAUUCCUCGAGUCCAAUUAUCAACAAAAGUUAUUACCAUUGAGUCAAAGACAAAAGAAGCAUAGUAAAGCCAAUGUUGUUGAUUUCAAGGACGAAGAAAAUGAAGUGAUUGUUGAUGAAGAUGAGGUAAAAUUGGAAAAAAAUGAGCCCAUUACAUUGAACUUUAGAUUGUUCAUUUAUGAUGCAUUGAACCAUUUGUUGCUGAUGGCAUAUAAGAACCCGAAGUUGAUUGAGCGAUUGAAAAUAAAAAUUGCUGAAAUUGUUAAACUUUCAUUUCUAGGUGCCUCUUCUCCUAUUCUUGACUUGAAGUUGAAAGGACUUGAUUUGUUAAACUCAGCAUUGGAAUUGUUUGGUGACCUCGAGGAUCCAUUAUAUCCUUCCACAUCGAUCUUGGAGCAACAGCAAGCUCAGAUCAUUAGUGCAUUGGUGCCUUGCUUUACUCCUGGAAAUGAUUACAAGGUGAUUGUACAUGCUAUUGGGGUCUCCUCCAAUUUCAUCAACUUGCCCCGCAUAAAGUAUUAUUCAAAGCAAAGAAUUUUGAAAACAUUGAUACAAUUAUUGGAGGAAAUCUCUUCAAACAAAUUUUUGAAAUUUGGGUUUUUGGAAGAUAUGUCGGAAUUUGGAAAAAAGAGUAUUCAGUUGGCAAUUUUGAAUUGUUGGGCGUUGUUGAGGAUUGAAGCUUACGAGGAGUCAGAUCAAAAUGAAGAUGAAUUUGAACAAGUGUUGGAAAAAUAUUCACAAUUGUUGAUCUCAUUAUGGAUUUUAUCAUUGAGAGAGUAUUCCAUUGUCAAGUAUAGCGAGUCAUCUAGUAGAGAACUCGAGAUUUAUGGCAAUUAUUGGAUCAAUUUGGUAACAGUAUUGAGUUUGGAGACCGAAACAAAUUACACAUUAAUCAACGAGUCUCUUUCCGGAGAUAGUGAAAACUUUUUUUUCAUCUUGUUCAGUCAAUGUAUUGAGUCAUUGAUUAAAAACAAAAAUGUUGUCCCGAUAUUGAAAUCGUUUAACAAGUUGAUGCGCAUAAGCAGCUUGGUUGACUUGUUAUUCAACGAUCACAUCUUUGGCGAGUUGAUUGAUGUUGUUGAUCGAUUCAUGUUGGUUGAAGACGAUGCUGAAAUCCAGUGUUUGUUCUUGGAUAGUAUGGAGGCGGCGUUCCGUACCUACAUCUCAUCUCAUAAAGCUGAUUUGGAGUCAGGAUUUGACAAGUUGUUUGAAUUGAUUAGAGUAACAAUGAUUCCUUUGUUUAGGAUCCUCCCUUUCCUCAAAUCUGAUUUUGACAAUAGCUCGGACAAUUAUGAGACAUUAAUCAGAAAUGCAGAAGGUGCACCAAAUCUAUUGAUAUUGAAAAAGACGUUUGAGAACUUAGUCAAGAUGAUUACGUUAUUCCCCGAUAUUGUCAAGAAAGAUCUUUAUUCUUGUCUUCUUUACAUUUUCGCAAAAGUCUACGAGAGCAAAAAGGUGUUUUUGAUUUCAGUUAUACUUCCGUAUUUAAAACAGGUUGUUACUGAUAGUCAAAGACUUGGUACUAAUUUUGUCGAGCCAUUUUAUCAAAUUGUUUCAAAAUUUUAUACAAUUGACGCAGCUGAGAAUUACACAAUCUUGACUACGGUUAUUCUUGUCACAUGCGGUGCAAUCAAACUAGAUGAAGAACAAUCAAAAAGAUUGAGCAGUGGAUUGCUUCAAUUGUUACUGAGUGAUAAAACAGCUUCAUUGAGCUUGCAAUGCAUCAAGUCAUUAUUGCAACAAAAUGGUGUCCACGUUGACUUUAUCCUCAAAAAUUUAAUCACUGAUCUCGUUGGUGUUGCUACUGGAAUUGAUCCUGUUGUCGACAUCAGCACCAAAUUAUCAUUUGAAAUAUUGAUCUUGUACACCAAGAAUGUGGUGGAUAACAAACAGAAGUUGGAGGCAAUUUAUUCACUCUUGUUACCUUUAUUGAUCAAAAGAGGUACUGACGAUAAACUAUACACACGCGAUAAACUUUUACAUUUGAUCAGGCAGGAUGCUCUGGUGUUUAAAGAGGUUGUCAAUAAAUGUUUGACCCCAUCACAAAAGACAAUGGCGGAGGAGCUCUUGAAGGUGAAGGGAGAAACUUCGCUGGAUAUUGAAACAGACCCUCAAAUAGAACUAAAAACUUUUGGAUAG
This is a messenger RNA of Lodderomyces parapsilosis, 6405 nucleotides long. RefSeq lists its product as uncharacterized. The record is from RefSeq and is a predicted model, not a curated record. Gene Ontology annotation, biological process: intracellular protein localization; endocytosis; retrograde transport, endosome to Golgi. The coding region runs from base 1 to 6405 and encodes 2134 amino acids. Gene Ontology annotation, cellular component: Golgi apparatus; membrane; endocytic vesicle. NCBI's taxonomy places the organism in Eukaryota, Fungi, Ascomycota, Pichiomycetes, Serinales, Debaryomycetaceae. The transcript has a single exon.